This is a messenger RNA of Salpingoeca rosetta, 1314 nucleotides long. Its product is annotated as CMGC/CDK/CDC2 protein kinase. The record is from RefSeq and is a predicted model, not a curated record. The coding region runs from base 197 to 1066 and encodes 289 amino acids. The transcript is spliced from 6 exons. Gene Ontology annotation, molecular function: cyclin binding; ATP binding; cyclin-dependent protein serine/threonine kinase activity. Gene Ontology annotation, cellular component: cytoplasm; nucleus; cyclin-dependent protein kinase holoenzyme complex. NCBI's taxonomy places the organism in Eukaryota, Choanoflagellata, Craspedida, Salpingoecidae. Gene Ontology annotation, biological process: protein phosphorylation; G1/S transition of mitotic cell cycle; regulation of gene expression.
CUUCAUCGUCUCCCGCGCACGGCUUAAACAGCGCAACCGCCAACCACAACACUCUCAACGAACUCCGCACACACCACAAAGGCACUGACCGACCGCACUUCUUUCUCCGCACACCCCCGCACCAAGUCAGCCAGCCAGCCAGCCAGCACCCUCGUUCCAUCGACAGCUACAGACACAUCCACAACCACCAGCAGUCAUGGACCGCUAUGAGAAGAUUGAGAAGAUUGGCGAGGGUACCUACGGUACCGUGUACAAGGCCAAGCUCAUCACAUCCGGCGAGCUUGUCGCCCUGAAGAAGAUCAAGCUGGAGACAGAGGAGGAGGGCGUCCCUUCCACUGCCAUCCGUGAGAUUUCCCUUCUCAAGGAGCUCAACCACCGCAACGUCGUCAGGCUGAUUGAGGUGAUCCACUCUGAGCACGACCUCCACCUCGUGUUUGAGUUCCUCGACUGCGACCUGAAGAAGCACAUGGAGGUUUCCCGUCAGCUCGCCCCAGACCUCGUGCGCUCGUACCUCUUCCAGCUCCUCAAGGGCAUUGAGUUUUGCCACACCCACCGCAUCCUCCACCGCGACCUCAAGCCCCAGAACUUGCUCAUCGACAGCGAUGGCAACAUCAAGAUUGCCGACUUUGGCCUCGCCCGCGCCUUUGGCAUUCCCGUCCGCGCCUACACCCAUGAGGUGGUGACACUGUGGUACCGCGCCCCCGAGAUUCUGCUCGGUGCGCGCCAGUACGCGUGCCCUGUCGACAUCUGGUCCAUUGGCUGCAUCUUUGCGGAGAUGGUGACCACCCGCCCGCUCUUCCCGGGCGAUUCUGAGAUUGACGAGCUGUUCCGCAUCUUCCGCUACCUCGGCACCCCGAACGAGCACGUCUGGCCUGGCGUCUCCGAGCUCCCAGACUUCAAGACAACGUUCCCGCAGUGGAAGCGCCAGGAUCUGGCCAAGCUCGUCCCCGGCCUCGACCCAACUGGCCUCGAUCUCCUCGAGCAAAUGCUGCGCUACGCCCCGUCGGCCCGCAUCUCAGCCACCCGCGCCCUGCGUCACCCGUACUUUGCCGCCUACAACGCCUGAGAGCUGCUGUUCUUCGCAGCGGCGCCACAGCUUCAGUGCCUGCAGGCAACCACCAAUGCACGAACGCAAACGUGCAUCGUGGUCAUUGUUCUGUUCAGGCUUGACGUGUGCAGUGUGAAUGGUUUUGACAUGAAAUCACUUUGCCGUGACGUUGACGCGACGUAGAAGCCAAUGCUAUUGUUUUCUUCCUUCCUAUCUCAGAAAGCCACAUGGCCAUAACACAAGUAAACUCGAUCCAAUCAUCAACA